Molecule: messenger RNA, 2796 nt
Organism: Plasmodium gonderi
Lineage: Eukaryota; Apicomplexa; Aconoidasida; Haemosporida; Plasmodiidae
Product: pre-mRNA-processing factor 40
Exons: 1
Coding region: 1-2796 (931 amino acids)
Biological process (GO): mRNA cis splicing, via spliceosome
Cellular component (GO): U2-type prespliceosome; U1 snRNP
Molecular function (GO): RNA binding; protein binding
Source: RefSeq, a predicted model, not a curated record
AUGCAGAAUAAAUCCAAUACAUCUGGCGUUCCGGGCCUGCCCGGAGGUCCAGCAAUACCGGGCCUACAUGGUAUGUCGGGUUUACCAAAUAUGCCAUGUUUGCCAAACAUGCCAGGAAUACCAAACAUGCCAGGAAUACCAAACAUGCCAGGGGUACCAAACAUGCCAGGGGUACCAAACAUGCCAGGGGUACCAAACAUGCCAGGAAUACCAAGUAUACCGGGGGUACCAAACAUGCCAGGGUUACCAAGUGUACCAGGCAUGCCAAGCAUGUCAGGCAUACCUAAUAUAAUUGGCCACCCAAUGAACGGCCAAAAUAUGAACAGUCAGAGUAUGAACGGUCAGAGUAUGAACAGCCAGGGCAUGAACAACAGUGGGCAUUACAUGAACAACAAUUCUAUGAGCCAGUUACCAAUGCCGUAUCUCCCUGGAAUUAUGCCUACCAUGAACUCAUCAGAUUAUUACGGAAAAAAUAUGAUGCAUAUGAACGCAGGGGGAGGAGGAUACGAGAAUUACAACUCCCUAAUGUAUGGGCAGCAUAACAGUAUGAAUAUCCCCAUGCCUCCAGGAACAGUAGACUGCUUAAAUGACAUGUCAUCAAUGAAUAUGGGGAAUCCGAAUAUGAUUAAAUUGUACAACAAAGAUUUCGCACACAAUAAUUCUCAGAAAAUGAUGAAUAAUAAUAUGGGAGCACCAAUGAAUGGAAAUAUGAUGAACCUUCCUAUGAACAUACAUAUGAAUUAUCUGAAUAACUACAAUGCAGAAAAUCAUGGAUGGUGUGAAAUGGUAGCAAAAAAUGGAAGGAAAUAUUUUUACAAUUCCAUAACAAAAUGUUCAAAAUGGGAAAAACCAGAUGAACUAAAAUCAAAGGUUGAGUUACGUAUUUCACAACAAACCAAAUGGAAAGAAUACUCUUGUGGUGAUGGCAGAAAAUACUGGCAUCAUGAAGAAAAAAAUAUUAGUGUAUGGGAUGAACCAGAAGAAAUUAAAAAAAUUAAAUUAGAAUGUGCUGCUGAGGAUGCAAAAAAUGAAACGGGUGAAGAAAACUAUCUAAACAGUAGUACUACUACUUAUGGAAGUGUAACUAAAAAAAAUAACACAAAUAACUUAUCAUCGAAUGAUCUACCCAGAGAGGACGGAAAUCAAACCUAUGAUGAUAUUAUGAACAAAAUAAAUGUGGAAAAUACCAAUGGAAAGGAAAAUAAAAACAACAGUAACAUAGACAUGUAUAACAAUCUCCAAUCUAGAAGUGGGAAUUAUACCGAAUUAAAUAAUAACAAUGUUAUGAUGAACAAGAAUGUGGAUGAAACAAACCAAAAAAAAAAUGCAUCACACAGAAACAAUAACAAGCCAACAGUAGUAUGGAAAAAAUUUGAAAAUAAAAAUGAUGCAAAAGAACACUUAAAACUUUUAUUUGAAGAAAAAAAUAUUAAUCCCAAGUUAACUUGGGAAAACGCUUUAAAAAUUCUAGAAAGUGAUGAUAGAUGGUUCAGUCUUGCUCUCCUGACGAAGGGAGAAAAAAAGCAAUUAUUUUCUGAGUAUGUUAGUCAUGCUGCCAAACGGGCAAGUGAAAAUGAAAGAAGAAAACGACAAAAAUCUAGGGAAUUAAUUUUUCAGGCUCUAUUAAACUGGAAUAAAUUAAACGAACAAACAUCAUAUGUUGAAUUUGCAUCAGAAUUUUAUAAAGAAGAAUGGUGGAAUUGGAUUACAGAAAGUGAAAGAGAUGAAAUAUUUCAAGACUUUUUAGAUGAUUAUAGACCCAAAUUUAAAGAAGCUCGAAGAAAAAAAAGAAAAAAGACAUCAGAAAAUUUAAAAGAAAAAUUUCAACAGUAUGCAGAUAAAAAAAAUCCAUUAAAAUGGAAUGAUAUCAAAGAAUACUUUAAGGAAGAUGAAGAUUUUAACUCAUUGCACAAAAUUGACGCAUUAGCUUCUUGGGAAAGUUUUUACGAAAAAUAUCAUAACGAUGAAAAAAUGGAGUUGAAAAAAAAAGUAUUUCGAAUUUUAAGAAAAAAAAGAGAUGCUUUCAUUGAAUUACUAAACGAAUAUCAUAAAAAAAGUGUCUUAAAUAUGAAGACGCAGUGGAUAUUUUUUGUAUCAAAAAUUUAUAAAGAUGAGCGUUAUACAGAUUUAUUAGGUCAUCAAGGCUCCUCACCCAAAGUUCUAUUUGACGAAUUUAUUGACUCCCUUCAGGAGCAAUAUUUAAGGCAUAAAUCAUAUGUCAAGAGUGCAUACAAAGAAAUGGAUUGUAGCGUAGAUGAAAACACCACGUUUGAUCAAUUUUUAGUGCUUUUUACAAAUGUGCAACAUAAGUAUGACAUCCCACAUACAAAUAUGAAUUUUAUUUAUCAUUCUUUGCAAAAAAAAUUAAAAGAAAAAAAAAAUAAACAAGCAAAACAUAUUAACAAAGUGGCCAAAUAUUUUACCAAAGUGCCAGAACUUAAAACUAGCAUGUCAUAUAGCAAAGUUAUUAGCAUAGUUAAAAAUUCCAGAAAGUGGCCUGUGUUAUGUGAGCUUUGUCCCAAUGAGGAACAAAAAAUAGCUGCAUACGAUUUGUGGAAAUCUUUUUCAAAUUCAACGAAGAAUUGCCUUUCCAUUGAUUCAUCAAAUUCCAAUUCAAAUAAAAAUUUUAAAAAUAGUAGACAAAGGGAUUCUCUAAAAUAUAGUGAUGAUGAUUCUGAGGAAGAAUACAAUAAUAAAAUUCAUUCAAAGUAUAGGAAAUACUCCAGAGAAGAAUCUGAUUCAAGUGGUCAGACAAUAGAAUCUCUACGUACCAUUGAUCAUAAUGCAUCGAACUAG